Molecule: messenger RNA, 1592 nt
Organism: Anguilla anguilla (European eel)
Lineage: Eukaryota; Metazoa; Chordata; Actinopteri; Anguilliformes; Anguillidae
Product: protein lifeguard 2-like
Exons: 12
Coding region: 375-1214 (279 amino acids)
Biological process (GO): negative regulation of apoptotic signaling pathway
Cellular component (GO): Golgi apparatus; membrane; endoplasmic reticulum
Source: RefSeq, a predicted model, not a curated record
UAUCUGCACUGUAGGCUCACCUGGAUGUUGCUAGAAGGUCCCUUUUCCGAGAGGGAGGGGGGUGAGAGAGGGAUGUGCUCCGGUGUAGGAUUAGCCUACUGGCUGUAUAAACGGCUGUUUAAUAAUCUUAGCUGCAGCCAUCAGCUUUAUUUCUGAGCAGUGGUAUAGGACGCUAUUUCCGCCCCCGCUUUCUUUCUCUUUCUCUCUCUCUCUCUCUCUCUCUCUCUCGGAUACUUCAGCCAUUUCUGCUUCUCUGUGAGUGCCUGGAUCUCAGCAAAACAAAGAGAGGGGGUAGGAGGAGAGACAGAAAAAACGUGUUCGUCUGGAGAAGAUAAACUCAGUCACACCUCAGAUCAGACACCUAAGGCACUGGCAUGACCCAAGGGAAGGUCUCAGCGAUGAACAAACCGACCAAUGGAAUGCAAGAAGGGGGGAUGCCUGCUGCCCCGCCCAGCUACGAGGAGGCAACUGCAGAAGGAAGCAGCCCGUGCUACAGUGGGGGUUACUAUGGAGACCGGGAGAUGCUGACAGAGUGGAGCUGGCACGAUCAGAACAUUCGCCGCAUCUUCAUACGGAAGGUAUAUACGAUCCUAAUGACCCAGCUGUUAAUCACUCUGGCCAUUGUGGCGCUGUUCACUUUCUGUGACCCAGUGAAGAUCUACAUUCAGACCAAUCCAGGCUGGUAUUGGGCCUCUUAUGCAGUGUUCUUUGUCACAUACCUGACACUGUCUUGCUGCACAGGACGAAGGAGACGGUUUCCAUGGAACCUGAUCCUACUGGCCGUGUUUACUCUGUCUCUCUCCUAUAUGACAGGAAUGUUGUCCAGUUUUUAUAACACCAAGUCAGUGAUGAUCUGCCUGGGCAUCACUGCAAUGGUCUGCCUGUCUGUGACCAUCUUCAGCUUCCAGACCAAGAUUGACAUCACUUCCUGCCAAGGCGUUCUUUUUGUGCUGUGCAUGACCAUGUUCUUCUGCGGGAUUAUGUUGUCUAUCGUCCUGCCCUUUGGAUAUGUUCCCUUGUUGCAUGCUAUCUACGCAGCGAUGGGAGCCAUCCUCUUCACCAUGUUCCUCGCCUUUGACACACAGCUAUUGAUGAGGAACAAGCGUUACGCCAUAAGCCCGGAGGAGUACGUCUUCGCCACGCUCAACAUCUACCUGGACAUUGUCUACAUCUUCUCCUUCCUCCUCCAGAUCUUUGGGUCAGAGCAGGAUUAAUCAGCUGCAGACCUUUCGGCUCCGCAGUUCUGCUCGUCCGCUCUAUUAUCGUUUGCUUCUUCCUUCCUUUCCCAGUCCCUCAUUCAAGCACCACUGUCAAAUGUCAUUUUACAAUAAAGGUCCCGGUUUUAGUCACAUGCUUUGAAAUUCAUUGAAAUUCAUUUUGAUGUAAAGCUGAGCGUUCUGAUAUUACGUAUUAGCCUACCUGCUGCACUUUAUGAUUUACCACCAGAAUCAGCAAACAACAACCAAAAACCUCCCACAUGAAUGAUCUCCUAUUGCACUAAAUGGUCCACUGAAUUGAUUCUUCUGCUUGAUGUGUACUUUAUGCUUUAUCCCCCUUUUCUCUAAAUUUGCAUUCGUGCGAACACUGCAACC